Molecule: messenger RNA, 2832 nt
Organism: Mobula hypostoma (lesser devil ray)
Lineage: Eukaryota; Metazoa; Chordata; Chondrichthyes; Myliobatiformes; Myliobatidae
Gene: fastkd4
Product: transforming growth factor beta regulator 4
Exons: 11
Coding region: 494-2404 (636 amino acids)
Biological process (GO): regulation of mitochondrial mRNA stability; mitochondrial RNA processing
Cellular component (GO): ribonucleoprotein granule; mitochondrial matrix
Molecular function (GO): RNA binding
Source: RefSeq, a predicted model, not a curated record
CAGAACUGGAAAAUUAGAAGUGAAGUCUUGAGGAAGAAGCCGGCAAUAUUUCAAAUUUUGCACACACAAAGUGUUGAAGGAACUCAGCAAAUCGGGUAGUAUCUAUGGAAGGCAGUAGGCAGUCGACGUUUCAUGCCGAGACCCUUAACCAGAUCAGUUCUCUGGAUUCUGUCUGACUUUUGCUGAGUUCCUCCAGCAUUUUGUGUGUGUUGCUGAAAAUUUCCAGCGUCUGCGGAAUCUUUUGUUUAUUGUUUCAAAUGUGAUAUCGAUUUACUUUUGGAUUUGCAUCGACCAGUUGCGGAGUGACUCUGCUCCAAUGACGUAUCACUGGUGCUUCUCACCGGGAAAUGUUUCCUGGUACGUCACGGCGCCGCGCGUGAGGGCCGUGCGCACGUCAAAUGACGUGAGACGUUGAAGGACGGCCAUGCCGGACUCGGGAGUGAGGGUAUCAUGAGAUAUAAAGUUUGAAGUGCUUUUACCUGUUCACUUUGCAAUGGCAAUGACAGCCCGGCUCAUGCCCAGGUGCAUCCGGCACCUGAGUGCUUCGUUCCUCACUGUUCCAGUCUCCGCUACUGUGCUAACUACCUGCAGGCGAAUCAUGCCUGAACAGUACUGGUCGUCUGUGCCGUUUGCUGGUGUGCACAUGUCUGCUGUUUGCCACCAAACUGACUUGCCUUCUGCUGCUGAAAAACCCUUCAGCCAGCACCCAGAGGACACAAAGAUGAAGGAGCUGAUUGAGUUAGCCCAGAGUGUAGAGGAGCUCCUACAGAUUCCCAGUGACCAGAAAAUCAAUGGGAACCAAGCAGCCUCAGUGCUUAUUCGUAUUUGUGUCCUGAAGAUAAGUCAGAAGCUGGACCCUCAGGAUAUCAUGGGGGACGAGCGCUUCAAGCAUCUUUUGAACACCAUUGACAGACAGGUUUCAAUCGUAUGGAAUGGGAACUUGAUCAGCUUGCUACGGAGCCUCUUUUUCAUCGGAAUUGAUGCUAAAAACCCAGUCCUUCGGUCUAUUGAAAACGAGGUCCACUGGCGGCUGAGACGGCUAACUUUUAAACAUCUCACUUCGCUUCUUGACUACUACACCAGUUUUGCACAGUCAGACCAACAGAAGGUGUUGCUGAGUGAUAUAAUAAAACAUGUGGAAUUGAGGUGGGCAGAGAUCACGGAUGCAAAGACUGUGGCCUUGUUAAUGACAAAGGUUGGACACCUGUCAGAUACGCUAAUGGACAAACUGGAGGAUAAGAGCUUGGAACUGGCUGAACAUUUCACUCCUGAUGACACAAGAAAAGUGAUGCUGGCCUUGGCAUUUCAAAAUCGGCGCUCUGUUCCUUUGCUACGUGCCCUGUCAUACCACUUCAUGCAAAAGUACUUUGAUCUCAAGACUGAGUUACUGAUUGACAUGGCUUUUGCUUAUGGAAAGCUGAAUUUCCAACAGACACAGGUUUUCCAGCGGCUGGCCUCUGAACUUCUCCCCAGGGUACCGGAGUUGAGUCCCCUUGAUAUCAUGCGAUGCACAAAGUCAUUUGCUUACCUGAAGUGGCUCAAUCUACCUUUGUUUGAAGCUCUAGCACAGUAUGUAUACGAGCACUGUGACGCGAUGACUGAAGUGCAGCUCUGUAACAUCAUCAUGGCCUUCGCUCGUCUUAAUUAUCAACCAGCCACUGGAGAGACCUUCUUUGCUAAGAUUCACAGUAAACUUAACAGUGUCCUGUUGGAGAUGGAUCCAUUCCUGCUGGUUGAUUUGGUAUGGUCACUUUGUAUAUUACAACAGGUUAAUCCUGUUUACCUCCGUCAUGUACUUCAACCACAUUUCUACCAAAGAGUUACAGAAGGGACCCAGCCACAGAAAGGGGAGAACUAUAAACUGAAGUUGGUACAUAUCAAUGCCACAGCUCAGCUUGAAUGUUCUGACUAUAGUGGUCCCUUUUUGCCAAGUCAGUGCCUGGAUGUCUGGAUCUCAGGAGCCAGGAAGAAGCCAAGUCCACUAAGUAGUGGUGUAUGUGAAGCUUUGCAGUCUGCCUUUGGAGACCAGACCAAAUAUCGCUGUGGUGUCAACACAUUGUAUGGUUGGGUUAUUGAUGGAGAAGUUCUGAUGGAUUCUGAGAGUAAGCCUCUUGCCCUCCAGGAGUACACAGCCUUGCACAUAAUUCAACCUGAGGGGACAAUGAGCCUUCCCUCUGGAGCCAAGAGAUUGGCGCUCAUGGCUAGGGAAUAUCCAAAUUACAUGUCACGAAGCCGAGAUUUGUUAGGACGGUUUGCAAUGGCUCGUCGGCACUUGAAGGUUGCUGGAUUCUUGGUUGUGGAUGUGCCAUAUUAUGAUUGGCUUGAACUGAAGUCAGAGUGGCAGAAGGUUGCAUACUUGAAGGACAAAAUGAGCAAAGCCAUAGCGGAAGAAAUGGCACAGUGAAACACAGAGAUCUGCCUCUCUGCGCUGUGAAUCUUGCUUGAAGCUAGGCUGUGAAGACAGAAGUUCCUUCUAGAAUGCAUGUGAUAAAGAGCAGUGGAGUCAAUGAUUUUCAUUGUACAUACUAUAUUUUAAAUUAAAGGAAUCCAUUGGUUCUGCAGUUUGUAUUUGAGAGGUGGAGAGAUUUUAUUUGCUAGGUAUAUGCAGUCCUGUUUAGCUUUGGAGCACCCAGCUCCCUAUAAUUCCCAAUUUCACCUAUUUAAUCCCUUUGCGUGGAAGUAAAACUCCUUUGUUUUAUCCAAUUCUAUACAUAAUGAGUAAUGGUGACCAAUACUUAAGAUUCAAAAGACCAAAUCAUUAGAAGUCAACUACACUUUAAAGUCUGAAGUUUGAAUUUUUUUUGUAUUUUGGAGCAAUAAAAAGUUUCCUUU